GCCCUCAUAACUAUAGAUACACACACACACACACACACACACUGAAGAGCUUCAGCUUUGUGUGUGUGUGUGACUCACUGUAAGCCACCAGACAAACAGGCUGACACGGCACUUAUGAAUCCAACACGCCCCCAAGUCAAAGCCUGAGGCCAGAGAAGCUGCAGCAUGCUGCCAGUACAAUCUACAGACUUUACUGUCAGAGUGAUAGAAAGUGUUGUGUCUCUCUAAGGGAACCGAGCUGAGUGGCAUGGCUCCGUCAGAGGACAGUGUGGCUGUCUGGAGCUGUAAGCAGGUGGCCCAGUGGCUGCAGGAGGAAGGUUUUGGGGAGUAUGUGGAGUUAUUGUGCAGCCAGCACCGCCUGGAUGGGCCCAGCCUGCUGGCUCUGACUGAGGCUGACCUGCGGGGUCCACCACUGGGCCUGACUGUGCUGGGAGACAUCAAGAGGUUAACCAUGGCCCUUCGCCGGCUCCAGAGACAGAACCAGGCCGAGCUGGAGGAGCUGGGCCUGCAGCAUUCAGACAGCCACCCCUCUGGGCUCUCGUCGGGCUCCGAAGGAGGAGAGUGGGGAUGUGACGGAGCAGAGAGGAGGUAUAACGGAGCUCAUCACUUGUUUAAUGGGACUGAGCUGCGGCUUAGGAAUGGCGACAGAUCUGGAUACGGUUUAGGAGCGACACUGUGUCAUACACACUCCAACUGGAGGUAUAGGCAGCACCUGGCUGGUAGACUGGACCCAGAAGUGUGGAAGACAGUCAUGAGUUGCAUAUAUGUGUUUUGUGUGUUCGGAUUCACGUCUGUUGUCAUGGUCUUUGUGCACGAGCGGGUCCCCGACAUGAGGACAUACCCACCACUGCCUGAUAUAUUCCUGGACAGCGUUCCCAGAAUCCCCUGGGCUUUUGCAAUGGCCGAAGCGUGUGGCCUCAUCCUGUGUUAUAUGUUUAUGGUAAUCCUGCUGCUUCACAAACACAGAUCCAUUCUCUUCAGGCGGCUGUGUUCUUUAAUAGGAACUGUGUUUCUGCUUCGUUGCUGCACCAUGUUUGUCACCUCGCUGUCCGUGCCCGGGCAGCACCUGAAGUGUGCCAGCAAGACAUACGGUGAUACCUGGGAGAAGAUACAGAGGGCGUUAGCGAUCUGGAGUGGGUUUGGCAUGACCCUGACUGGUGUGCAAACAUGUGGAGACUACAUGUUCAGCGGACACACGGUUGUCAUAACCAUGCUCAACUUUUUUGUAACUGAAUACACGCCACGAACCUGGAACCUGAUUCACACCAUCUCCUGGGUGCUUAACCUGUUUGGCAUCUUCUUCAUCCUGGCGGCCCACGAGCACUACUCCAUCGACGUGUUCAUCGCCUUCUACAUCACCACCCGCCUCUUCCUCUACUACCACACUCUAGCCAACACCCGUGCCUACCAACACAGCCGGCGAGCACGCAUCUGGUUCCCCAUGUUCUCCUUCUUCGAGUGCAAUGUGAACGGACCCGUCCCCAACCAGUAUCACUGGCCGUUCAACAAACCCGCCUACAUGAAGACUCUGAUAGGAUAAAGUAAGACGUUCAGUGAGCUGCAGCUGCUGUGUGCAUGGGCUGUAACAUUUACAGCCUGAAUUAGAAACUUUAUACCUGACAUGCUGCUUCUUAUCUUCUGUUUUACCUCAUUUGCAUAAAUCUUUAUUUCGUUAAAUAAUCGUAUGUUUCAAGGAGAAGUUUGACAGUUUGUUGUCCUCUCUCAUGUCUGUCUAAUAAAUAUAAAGCUAAAGCCAGCAGUUGGUUAGCUUAGCUUAGCAACACUACCCUGGCUGUUUAAAGGUAACAAAAUGUAACUACUGGCACUAAACGUCUGUAUUAAACCGUCUAAAAACCAAAGAUUAAAAAACGGCAACCUGUCACUUUGACUCACUGCUGCUCCUCAAAUAAUAACCUGGCAUGAAACCUGUUGUAAAAACACAAUGUGUUGGUUUUACACUGUUGCCUUAAUGGACAUGUCUCACCUAACAAGAGCAAACUGUAAACUAUUCCCUUUUAAUUUAUUCUGAGAUUAAACUGUACACUGCAACAUAAAGUAAAAUAAAUGUGGUUUACUGCAGGUACAGACAUUUCCUUUAAUACAUAUUUGCCUUGAAAUAAUCACUUUGAUUAUACAUAUUCCACUUUUGGGAUGUUUAAGGUUCACUCGUGGUUUGUGUUGUGAGCUUGACUCAAUAUUUAAUGUAGGAACACAGCUGUCAUUCUCUGGGAGUUGUCAUAACAUGACAGUUUCAUGUUGUUUUGCUGGAAGUAGAUGUGACACCAGUUUGGUCGCUGCUACCAAAGGAAGAACGUUUAUAUUGAUUGUGCAACAGGAAAAAACGCAUCCUGGUCUGUACUGACAGACCAGGAUGUUUCAGUCACUCAGAUAAAAACUGUUUUAUUUUCAUUCACACUUAAUUUUUCAAUUUAUUUUUCUAAAGCUUUUUUGUAUUUGUUGGUGUCACCUCUGGGACACUACACUGUGCUUCCUAUACAUUCGCAACUUAUCCAAACCAAAUAUCUGAACAUCUAUUGCAAUGUUCAAUUUUGCCAGUGAGCCUAUUUGUUUACAGGGUGUUAAUGAUGAAGCUGGGGUUUGUUUAAACCUCUGUCGUCCAGUUUCUCUCUGUUGCACAAAGACUGACUUUUCAUUAAUGCAACUGUGGACAAACAGUUAGAUAACAAAGAAUAAAAAGUAAAUACUUUGUUGUUUAGGAUCUCUUGGUCGAUCCAAACUAUAUUUUUUAAUAAUCGUUUACAGUUUGUUGUUUUAUUUUGAAUGCAAGUGCUCUGUCGUCUUUUUGGCUCUACAAUAAAAGUUUACAGAUAAAGAAA
Molecule: messenger RNA, 2837 nt
Organism: Hippoglossus stenolepis (Pacific halibut)
Lineage: Eukaryota; Metazoa; Chordata; Actinopteri; Pleuronectiformes; Pleuronectidae
Product: sphingomyelin synthase-related protein 1
Exons: 6
Coding region: 248-1540 (430 amino acids)
Biological process (GO): ceramide biosynthetic process
Cellular component (GO): Golgi membrane; endoplasmic reticulum membrane
Molecular function (GO): protein binding; sphingomyelin synthase activity; ceramide cholinephosphotransferase activity
Source: RefSeq, a predicted model, not a curated record